AUGGGGCUGGCAUCGGACGACAAAUCCCCCCAGGUGAACCACCACAUGGCCAUUGUCUUGGGCGUUGGACUCGGAAUAGCCACUCUGAUUAUCAUGUGUCUGCUUUUGACUCUGUUCAUCAACCGACGCGAUCGCCGGCCGGUCUUCAGCAGCGGCAGCAGCAAGGGCGACUCCAACGACAAGCUGCGCAAACUGGAUGUCGUGUCCCCCACGCGCACACUCGAAGAAUGGUGGUCGCGGGCUAAGGGGCCCCUGUUGCCCGCCGAAGGGCUGGACGGGGACUUUAUCUGUGUCGUCUGCCUGGAAUCCGUCCUGCGCUGCCAGGAAAUCCACGAACUCAAAUGCCUGCACGUCUUCCAUCGGGAGUGUCUCGAAAAGUGGUAUCUGCAGGACCACUUCAACUGCCCCCUCUGCCACCGAGCCUAUUACGUCCAAGAAUCGCAUCCCACUAAUGAUUUCGUUUGGAUGGUAUGA
Molecule: messenger RNA, 474 nt
Organism: Aspergillus heteromorphus CBS 117.55
Lineage: Eukaryota; Fungi; Ascomycota; Eurotiomycetes; Eurotiales; Aspergillaceae
Product: putative RING finger domain protein
Exons: 3
Coding region: 1-474 (157 amino acids)
Biological process (GO): protein ubiquitination
Molecular function (GO): ubiquitin protein ligase activity
Source: RefSeq, a predicted model, not a curated record